Messenger RNA from Myotis daubentonii (Daubenton's bat), 1514 nucleotides. RefSeq names its product serpin A11-like. The record is from RefSeq and is a predicted model, not a curated record. The transcript is spliced from 5 exons. Lineage: Eukaryota; Metazoa; Chordata; Mammalia; Chiroptera; Vespertilionidae. Gene Ontology annotation, molecular function: serine-type endopeptidase inhibitor activity. The coding region runs from base 217 to 1470 and encodes 417 amino acids.
GUAGGCACCUGCAGAAAUAUGGUGUCUCCCACACCACCGUGGCGCUGGUCAUCUAUCCAGAGGCCACUGGUCUGGGCAAAUCGUAUUCAGGUGCUGAUUAGGACACACACACAAUCAGGACAGAUGGACAAGGGCCGCCGGGAUGGAAGGGGGCGGUGCAAGUGUCCGUUUUGAAGGGAGCAGGGGACGGCACUCUCCUCACCGGGACAUCAGAGGAUGGAGCCAGCGUGGCUGUGGCUGUGGCUGCUGGGAGCAGGGAUCCUGGCCUCUGCCCAUGGAGACAAGAGCCCGGGGUUGCCUCAAGCCCCCAGGGGUGGGCUCCCAGAGCCAGCGCCCGCCUACCGCCAAGUCACACCCACCAUCACCAGCUUUGCUUUGCGCGUGUACAAGCAGCUGGCAGCGGAAACCCCAGGAAACAUCCUCUUCUCCCCGGUGAGCAUCGCCAGCACCCUGGCCCUGCUCUCUCUCGGGGCCCAAGCCGACACCUCGACCCAGAUCCUGCAGGGCCUGGGCUUUAACCUCACGGAGACCCCGCAGGCCAGCAUCCACCGCGGCUUCCAGAGCCUCAUCCACGCCCUUGACCUGCCCAGUCCCAAACUGGAGCUGAAAGCAGGCCACUCCCUGUUCCUGGACAAGCAGCUGAAGCCUCGUCAGCGCCUUCUGGACGACAUCAGGGAGCUGUAUGGAGCCGUGGCUUUCUCCGUUAACCUCACGGAUUCUGCCACCGCCUGGAGGCAGAUGAAUGACUACGUGAGGAAGCAAACGUACGGGCAGGUGGUGGAUGGCCUGCAGGGGUUCAGCGAGGACACGCCCAUGGUUCUCCUGAACUACAUCUUCUUCAAAGCCAAGUGGAAGCAUCCUUUCCAGCGCUACCAGACCCCGAAGCAAGAGAGCUUCUUCGUGAACGAGAGGACCUCCCUCCACAUCCCCAUGAUGCACCAGAAGGAAAUGCACAGGUUCCUGUACGACCAGGAGCGGGCCUGCACGGUGCUGCAGAUCGAGUACAGCGGCAACGCGCUGGCCCUGCUCAUCCUCCCGGACCCGGGGCAAAUGCAGCAGGUGGAGGCGGCUCUGCAGCCCGAGACCCUGCGGACAUGGAGCCAGCUGCUCCUGCCCAGCGUGCUGGACUUGCACUUGCCAAGGUUUGCCAUUUCUGGAGCAUAUAACCUGGAAGAGAUACUUCCCCACAUCGGGCUCAGCAACAUUUUCAACUUAGGAGCCGACUUGCUGGGAGCCCCUGGGCGGCUGAAUGGAACCAUCUUCCGGGUGUCGCACAAGGCAGCCAUGGACAUGAGUGAGCGGGGAACCAAGGCUGGGGCUGCCUCCGGCCUCCUCUCCCAACCCCGGCCUCUGAACAUGACGUGGGCCCCCCACACCCGUUUCAACAGGCCUUUCCUGGUGCUUGUCUGGGAGGUGACCACCCAGAGCUUACUCCUCCUGGGAAAGGUCGCCAACCCAGCUGCAGGUUGACGCCGGGGAGGCAGGAGGGUCCUGUCGCCUCUGCAAACCCGCAG